This is a messenger RNA of Hemicordylus capensis (graceful crag lizard), 830 nucleotides long. RefSeq names its product vitelline membrane outer layer protein 1-like. The record is from RefSeq and is a predicted model, not a curated record. NCBI's taxonomy places the organism in Eukaryota, Metazoa, Chordata, Lepidosauria, Squamata, Cordylidae. The transcript is spliced from 4 exons. Bases 159 to 725 code for a protein of 188 amino acids.
GGGAACUGGUUGCAUGAAGGACAGCCCUGGCAGCCAAUCACAGUUGGAGAGAGGGAGGAGCUUCCUCCUCAAUUCCAGUUACAGCAACUGCAGACUGCAAUUCAGAUGUACUGCAGCUGGCUGCAAACCUCAGCUAGAGCUAGGAAGAGCUGUCUAUAAUGGAGCGUUCCAUCUGCCUGGUGCUCUUUUUGACCCUUUCUUGCUGUGUCCAUGUUAUGGAGUUCCUUCCCUACCUUGAGGUGAUAAAUGGAGGACUUUGGGGCUAUUGGGGAAAAGAAGAAUAUUGUGACCAUGGAUAUGCUGUUGGUUUCAUGCUGAAGGUAGAGCCAUACCAAGGUAGUGGAAGACAGUAUGAUGACACAUCCCUGAACGGCAUCCGUCUACAAUGCUCUGAUAAUACAUUCAUUUCAUCCUCCGUUGGAGAGUGGGGUUUUUGGGGUGAGAGCCAGACUUGUCCCGCCAGGCAUAGAUUGAUGUCCUUCUCUCUGCAAGUGGAAACACCUCAGUUGCUUGGGGAUGAUACGGCAGCCAACAACAUCAGGUUUUCCUGUGAUGAUAUGCAAGAGACUCAACUGGAAGGCAAUUCACAUGAAUGGGGACGUUUCGGCAAAUGGAGCACCAAGUGUAAACUAGGCAUAUGCGGGAUGCAGACAAAAGUGGAACCUCCGCAAGGGUUUUAUGAUGACACAGCACUGAAUGAUGUGAGGUUCUUUUGUUGUAUUUAGGCCAUAAGCUUUCCCCUCUCUUGAUAACCUAAGUGCCUGGUAGCAUUCCCAUGGAUUGGUUAUACAUGAAUUUGGCCCGCAAUUGAAUUAAGUCUUACCUUUGAA